AUGGAGAUGGCAAGGACUCGUGCUCUCCUCCAAGCUGGGAGUGUACGGCCUCCAAUCGUUACUCCAAUCCAAUCGCUUGAUCCCAUUUCUGGAAAUAAAGCUAUUAUGGCCGAUGGCAGCAACCACGCAUUCAGUCUUCCUGCAGCAGCCUCCACCAUCCCACAGUUCGCUCUCAGGGACCUCCACGAAUGGCUGGAUAGCGUGCUUAAUGAAAGCACCACGGGGACAGUCUACUCCCUUAGGGGCCAUCCGAGCCUCGCUGUGAAGAAGGUUCCUCUCGACGGCCUGGGUAAGGGCAACGUGGACGCCAUCAGGCUCGAGCUGGCCACCCUUCCCGACCUCUCCCACCCGGGGGUUCUCAGGUAUCAUCAAGUGAUUGAAGACGAGGGCUUCAUUUACAUCGUCAUGAAUCGCCACGACAAGACCCUCGAGCAAGUGUUUAUCGACUGCAAGCGGAGGAAGACCCCCGUCUCUCCCGAGCUGAUCCUCUCCAUUCUGAGGCAGCUCGCCGCCGCCCUCGCCUACCUCCACAGUGUCAGUGUGGGAGGUACUAGAGGCCUCGUCCACCGCGACCUCAAGCUUGCGAACGUCCUCGUCAGCGCAGAUGGUGAACACUUCAUCAUCGCCGACUUCGGCCUCUGUAAGGACGCCCUGAGAUGCGGGAGCACCAUUGCAGGCACGGCAGUAUACAUGGCCCCCGAGGUGCUCCUCCACAACGAGGCCAGCCCCGCCUCCGACGUGUGGAGCCUCGGGGUCAUCAUUUAUGAACUAGUAACUCUGAGGAGGCCGGACUUCUUGGGGGGCAAGGAGCCGGCAGAGGUCUUCGUCGACGGGUGGAGGCCGGACCUGAGCGGUGUCGCUGAUGGCUUCAUGCAGAACGUUCUGGAGAGGAUAUUCGUGCUGGAGCCAGAGAGGAGGCUGACGGCCAAAGAAUUGUGUAAGAUGCUCACCACAUCUAAUGUCCCAGUUAAUGAGCUGGGACAUCGGUAUGUGACGCUAGAAGGCAAGUGCAGCGCUUUGGAGGCUGCUCUGAACAGUGCUAAUGCUAGUAUCACGCUUCUAAAGAACGAGCUCAAGGCCAACUCAGGUAGGAUCACCGCUCUUGAGGUGGCCCUCGACGCCAGGUCUGUUGAGAUGGUGUCCCAAUUGACCGAGAUUGCCUCUCUCAAGGAGGCUCUCGAGACGAAGGCUGCUAGGAUCGACGCACUCGAAGAGAACGCAAGGGCGAGGGAGGACAAGGUCGCCGCCCUUGAGCAGGAUCUCGGAGUAAGAUCUACUAAGAUAGACGCGCUCGAGAAGGAUAUCAAUACUAAGACGGACAGGAUUAGUGCCCUUGAGAAGGACCUCAGUGCUAAGUCCGCUAGGAUCGACGCGCUCGAGAACCAGGGUCAAGAGCAUCUGGCCACGAUGAGAGCGCUAGAGGCCAAGGUCAUGCAACUUAGUGACAGGAUGGAUGCAGCCGACCCCCGCAGUUUUCUCCUGCUUCCCAGGUUGAUACGCGCUGCGCACAUGAACAGCACGGAGACCGUCCGGGUGCUACUUGAAGAAAGAGUCUGCACCGGCCAGCGUGACAAGCAGAAGAUGACGGCCCUCAUGCAUGCAGCCCAGCAGGGGCACGGUGGGCCUGUUGAGCUGCUUGUUAAGAAGGAAAAGGGCCUCAAAGAUAAAAACGGCUGGACCGCGCUCAUGCACGCCAUACAUAAUAGCCAUUCAAAGGUGGCUAAGAUCCUCGUCCCUCAUGAGCACGGGAAGAGAAGCAACAACGGUCGGACUGCCCUGGUGAUGGCCGUGGCCAAUUCAUGUGUAGAAACUGUUAGGGCACUUGCCGAGUUUGAGCAUGGUCUUCGAGAUUCGCAUGGCCACACAGCUCUGAUGAUCGCCGCGGAGAAGGGCCACACAGAGAUCGCCUCCCUCUUGGUCCCGUACGAAAAGGGCCUGACCGACAGCAAAGGACGUACGGCCUUGAUGAUCGCCGCACAGCAGGGGAGCCUUGAGAUGGCCAAGAUCCUCCUUGAUCAUGAGAAGGGGCUGAGGGAUAAGCAACAUCACAACGCCCUAUACCAUGCUCUCGAGAAUGGGCACUUAAGGGUUGCCGAGAUGAUCAUCCCCUACGAGGACCCCAUCGAUGAGAACGGCGUCACGGCACUCAUGAGAGCCGUAGCCAGAGGGGACACUGACAUGGUAAGGCUGUUUAUACCAGUCCAGGGAGGAAUGAAGGACAAGGACGGUAACACAGCCUUCGUGCACGCCCUCAAGAACAAGCAUACAAGUAUAGCUCUGCUUCUUCGCGAGCAUGAGGCCCCCUCGUGGACACCACUCAUGUGCGCGUCCUUCACUGGAGACGUUACCAUGGUGAGGAGGCACUUCCACGAGAGAGACGUGAAGAACAGCGACGGCGAGACUGCGCUGACCAUAGCCGCGAGGGCGGGGCACAAGGACAUCGUGGAGCUCCUCGACCCCACAGAUGAGAAUGGAGUCACUGCCCUCAUGCGAGCUGUUGACAGAAACGAUCUGAUGGCUGUGAAGGCCCUCCUUCCUCUCCAGGGGGGACAGAGGGAGUUCGGAUCUUUCGACAUAGACGACUGGAUUAUUAUGCGCAACGGAACAGCACUGAUGAGGGCAGCAGCACAUGGCCACACAAGGAUAGUGGAAAUACUCCUAGAGAAGGAAGGCGGCAUGAGGGGUAGCUAUGGAUGGACAGCUCUCAUGAUAGCAGCAUGGAAUAACAAGCAAGACUGUGUUAAAUUACUGGUGAAGCACAAACGUGAGCGUGGUGCUUUGGGUUGGACAAACCUCAUAUGUGCUGCUUGUAUUGGAGAUGCUGAUGCAGUUAGAAGUAAUCUUCAGGAGGCAAGCAUGAGAGGUAGUAAUGGAUGGACUGCCCUCAUGCUAGCAGCAGCGAACGGCUACUCAGAGUGCGCUAAGCUACUGUUAGAGAAGGAGGGGUGCAUGCAGAGGAGUUACGGACAGACAGCCCUUAUACUGGCAGCACGGAAAGGCCACCCAGACUGUAUCAAGCUAUUCCUGGAGAAGGAAGGGGGCAUGGCAGAUUACUACGGAUGGACCGCCCUCAUGUGGGCAGUAUCCUGCAAUCAGAUAGAGUGUGUGAGACUCCUCGCAGAGAAGGAGAAGAACAUAAACAGGAGGAAGCUCUUGGACAUAGCCAAGGGCAAUAGCGAGAUGAUGGCCCUCCUCUCAGAAUAG
Molecule: messenger RNA, 3204 nt
Organism: Giardia duodenalis
Lineage: Eukaryota; Fornicata; Diplomonadida; Hexamitidae
Product: Kinase, NEK
Exons: 1
Coding region: 1-3204 (1067 amino acids)
Biological process (GO): protein phosphorylation
Molecular function (GO): protein binding; protein kinase activity; ATP binding
Source: RefSeq, a predicted model, not a curated record